AUGAAUGAACCUGAUGAAAAAUACGAAAUUUUGCCAAUGGAUGAGAAUUUGGCCGAAACAAUGCGCUAAAACUUUUUAGUAUUUAAACCAAAGGAAGAACCAAUAAAAGAGAAUAAUAAAAACAUUAUCUCAUAAACAAUUGAUUUAGAAGAAUAAAAGCUAAUCUAAAAUGUUAGCUAUUAUGAUUUAGAAAGUUAAGAACUAAAAUAACUUAUCAAACCUAGUGAUGCAAUCUAAAGAUGCAAUCUAUAAAAAUAAGGUUCAUCCAGUGAAUAUUCCUCCUUUGAAGUUUCAGCCAGAGAAAUAUAAAGAAAAAAGAAGACAAGAGAUCUUGAUUGCAUAAAAUAAGGCCGUGUUAGAGAUAAGUUGUUAGAUUAAUUAGUUGACAAGAAAUAUUUUUCAGAUGUUGAUGCGGACAGAACCGGAAAAUGCAAACCCAAUUCUGAUUAAAAACAAGCUAAUAGGUUGAAAUCUCAUUUCUAAAAUUAAGUUUCACCAUUAAAAAGAGAUAUAGAGCGUUAGAAAUAAAAUUUGUACUUAGAAAAUAAGGCAUCAAUGCUUAUAGUGUAUUAAUAAAAAUACUGGCCAAUUAUUUAAAACAAAAACACUGCUCCUCUUCACAAGGAAAAUAAAUUAAUCAGAAAUAUUUAAGUAGAAGAAAAGCUUUAUUGCGAAAUUUGUUACAAACCCAUAGAAAAUGAUUCACAGUUGCUAAGUUUAAACUGUGGCCACAGUUAUUGCAAAGAGUGCUUGGAAGCGAUGGUAUUGUAUGCCAUUGAUGUUUCUGGAGAAGUCAACAAAUUAAAAUGCCCUGAUUCUAAAUGUACAGCUGUUUUGUCAAGAAAUGUCAUCCAGAAUCUGACAAAUUCUGAAAAAUUCUAGAAGUACCUUGGAUUCAUGCUAAACUAUGAGCUAAUCUUGGACAAAAAUAAAAAAUUCUGUCCAUCCCCUGAUUGUCACAACAUAUUAGAAAGAAAAGGGCUUGGCUUUUCCUCUAAGAUUAAAUGCGAGAAAUGUAAUAAUGAAAUCUGUUUUGACUGUCAAGCAGUUUGGCACUAAGGCUAAUCUUGUAGAUAGUUUUAAAACAACACUACUGUUGGUUGGAUUUUGAAAAAGGAUGCUUAAAAGUGUCCUAAAUGCAAAGUACUGAUUGAAAAGAAUGAUGGAUGCAUUCAUAUGAAGUGUUACAAGUGCUAACAUUAUUUUUGUUGGGGUUGUGGUUUCCCAGUGGAUCAUAUUAUUCAUAAUAAGGAUAUCUAACAAUUCUUAGUUUAUGGAAUAUGCAUUGGAGACAAAUACAAAUCAGUUAGCUUCAGGAAGCUUGUAUUCAUUUAUCUAUUACUAUCAUUUGGAGCCUAGUUUAUAUCCUUCUUAUUAAUUUUAAUUGGUGCUGCACUAUUUUGGAUAGUAGGGCCGUUUAGUUUAUAUAAUGAUAUCACAGAUAGUUUGAAAGGCCCAAUUAUUAAAACAAUAGUUAUCUAUCUGCUAGUCUUUGCCUAUCCAGCAUGCAUUUGCUUGGGAUUGAUUAGUAGUGUCCUUUUUGCAGCUGUGUAUUUGGGGUUGGCAUUCUUGCCGCUAAUGAUUUUACAUUCUUAUUAUUUGAUAAGCAUUAUACGUUGGUGGAAAUAAGGAAGAGCUUUUAAAGGUUUAUGA
Stylonychia lemnae is the source of this 1653-nucleotide messenger RNA. Lineage: Eukaryota; Ciliophora; Spirotrichea; Sporadotrichida; Oxytrichidae. The record is from the annotation of a GenBank genome assembly.